AUGGACAUCUCAUGUACAGCUGUGAUGUCACGCAGGCGCUAUCCUGCCGUCUGGUAUGCUCGAGUCCUACGGGGUAGAUUGGGGUAUUUUCUUCUCCUGGCUGUCUGUUUCGGACUUUGUCGAGUCUGGGUGGGAAGCACAGCCGAUGCGGAGAGAUCAGCGAAGCUUUGGAGGACCGCACGUCUCGCACGUCCUUCCCGGCCGCAGGCUGCCAUCACCUCUGCCGGCAAGGAUCUUGAAGAGAUCUUGGUUGAUGCACACAGCGUGGCCGAUGAGGAGUUUGCCUCUAUUUGGAACAGCAUUGCUCAGAAGUGCAGGGACGGAGGGGUGCCUGGUCUUCGAGCAUGGUUGGCCCGGUUAAAUCUCACGGAUCACGUACACGCUGCCGUCUUUUGGGCCGACCGCAUGGGAGCCUGCGCUUUGGAAGAGAUCGUGGAGAACUUCGACGACUUCGCGAAUGACCUCGGUCUAGGUCUCGAAGCACAGGAAGCGGGCCGCCACGCACAAGAGGUGACAGCCGUAGACAUGAAGGGCGCUCAGCGUCACAGGCGUCACAUGAAUGCCAAAGAGGCAGACGAGUCUUUGCUUUAUUUGUUGUUAAACUGGCCGGACCGCCAUGUCCCCUUUCAAGACUUCGAUGCCACUUUCGAAACAACACUCCAGUCCUUAUGCAGCACUUGCUCCAGACUUGCAUCCUCACUGGAAGAGACAUUUUCUCGAGAAGUGGGGGAACGUUUGAAGGCAGAUCUGCAGUAUCUCCGAGUGAUGCGGGAAUACUUUGCACUUCAUCUUCCGCUGCCGCCGUGUCUGGACAGCCGCAAUAAGACUUGGACUUUUUGUGGUGGGGCAGAGAAGUGGCUUGACUUAGCAGGUGAUGCGGCCUUUCCAGUAACUCUGUUGCCGCUCACGCGCCCUGUGCGCCAGGCCAUGGAACAAGCUGUGCUUGGCAACACUCGGGGCUCCCGUCUUCUGCGCACAUACGUUGCGUCAGAGACUGGGCUCGCGGGAAUCGGAAAGGAGAGCCUCCUCCAACUCGUGAAUUCCUCGAAGCAGCUGGUCCUGAAGGCCGCGCGGAGCUUUGCUGGUGCGAGCGGCCUGCCGGACUGGAACCGAUCAGGUUCAGACGGCCUCGUCCCGCUUGCAAUCGUAAAGCAUCCCUCGCAGAAUAAGUCAGAAAUAGCCUUGCAGAUCCAAAAGUAUUUUGAAUUCAUGUCGAACACACGCGUCGCACAGGCUGAUCGGUACUUCGGGCAUGUGCUUUUCGGGUACCUGCUAAGCCGGCUCAGCCAGCGCUUUGACUUGGUCCAGAGCUCCGGUCUGCUGAGCCUAAAUCCGGACGUCCAGCGCCUGAAGCUUGCAGCCCAAGUCUACGAUCACCAAAAAGGGACCCCCGAAUCCAGGUUUUCACAGGAGGAGCUGCAAGCGAGGUUGGAGGAUGAGGUCUUUGAAGAGUUUGUUCGCACGUCACUGGACUCUGAAGACUCUGGAGGUCUUAUGGAGGUCACACCGACGGCAGUGCAGGCUGUUCGCAGACAUACAGACCAGAUCUUCGGCAAAGGGCUGCGCGAAGAGGUCUUUGUUCCCUUGACGCGUGCGUCCCGCGCCUGUGCAAGCGAUGGUGAAGUGGCUGCAGGUCCUGAGAUUUGCAUGGAUUUUUUGUUGGAAGCAGCCCGCAAGUCCGAAUUGCGGAUGCUUUCGCUGAAUCUGGUGGCUGAUGAGCGCUUGAUGUGGCACGGUCUCGUCUUUGGAGCCUUGCUACAGAGGCAUGAGAUCGAGUAA
This is a messenger RNA of Symbiodinium necroappetens, 1779 nucleotides long. Lineage: Eukaryota; Dinophyceae; Suessiales; Symbiodiniaceae. The record is from the annotation of a GenBank genome assembly.